AUGGGCAUCUUUACAUCUCCCAUCGCUCUAGCGGGAGUCACCCUCGGAGCUGUUAUACUCUUCCAUAUCUAUUCGGCCAACGCGCGACAGAAGAGAUACAACAAUGUCGGCGCUGGACCACCGGCUAUUCUGCCUUCCAACACCUUGGGACUCAAUUAUGUGAUCCAAAUGUUCAGCGAGUUGAGGAAACAUCGGUUCUGGCACUGGACGAAACGCCUGCUCGAUGAGAACAAUCACACGCUGCAGCUGCAUCUGCUUGGGGCCAAUCUGCUCUUGACGGAUGAUCCGGAAAACAUCAAGGCGAUUCAGGAUACUCAGUUCUGGGAAGUCGCCAAGUCGAAGGAACAGCAUGAGAUCUUUAAACAUAUUCUGGGGGAUGCUAUUUUCGCACUCAAUGGCGAGGAAUGGAAACAGGAAGCCGGACUCCUCCGCCCACACAUGAACCGCGUCCGUCAAUCCGACUUCGAAGUCACGGAACGCCACAUCCAGAAUGCAUUCAAACUGCUCGAAGAAGGAGUCGACGCCUUCGACGUGAUCGACCGUCUACAGCUCGACGUCGUAACGGAGGUAUUCUGCGGCGAAUCGACAAACUCCCUGACCUCUGACCAACAGCCCUUCCGCAACGCAAUGGACACUCUACUGAAAGUCGCCAGCUUCCGACAACUCCUCGGAAAAGUCGGCGUCUACCUGAAAGAUGAAUGGAUCGCCCCGAAAGCUGUCGCCUUCAUUGACAAUUACCUCGAGAACUUCGCGACAAAGGCAUACGCUCGGAACGUGCGUGGCAAGACAGCCAAGGACUCCUUGACGCUGGUCGACGACUUGAUCGUCAAAGGUAAGCGACGUGCGGAUAUCAAGAACGCAGUCACGGCGACGCUGCUGGCUGGGAAAGAUCCCACCACGACGUCGCUGGCUUGGGCGUACUACGAAAUUGCGCGUCAUCCGUACGUGUUUGAGAAGAUGAGGGAGGAGGUCAGGGAUCAUAUCGGAUUCGAGAGAUUGCCCGUGAUGUCCGAUCUCCAUAAAUUGAAAUACAUCAAGACAAUGAUCAAGGAGACUUUGCGAGUCCAUCAUCCUUUGGGAUUCAACGCCCGCGUCCCUGUCAAAGACAUGACUCUUCCUCGCGGAGGCGGUCCAGAUGGAAAAUCCCCGAUUGCGGUGCUGGAAGGCACACAGAUCUUAUACGGCCUUCUCUCUCUCCAAAUGCGCGAAGACCUGGGUGUCGACGACGUCUCUGUCUGGAAUCCGGAACGAUGGGAGACAUGGGAGCCCACCAACAAGUGGGAAUUCGUACCAUUCAAUCACGGACCACGCAUCUGUCUAGGUCAACAAUUUGCCAAUUUCCAAAUGGAGUAUUUCUUCGCGCGACUGUGUCAGGAUUUCGAGAGCGUGACUUUACUUCCCGAGUCGCCGAGACAAGAGGGCAUGGUGAAAUUGGAGCUGAAUACUAAGAUGGCGCAUCCGGUGUUUGCGAAGUCGGUGAGGAGGGUGAAGGGCUAG
Molecule: messenger RNA, 1497 nt
Organism: Aspergillus affinis
Lineage: Eukaryota; Fungi; Ascomycota; Eurotiomycetes; Eurotiales; Aspergillaceae
Product: cytochrome P450
Exons: 10
Coding region: 1-1497 (498 amino acids)
Molecular function (GO): monooxygenase activity; heme binding; oxidoreductase activity, acting on paired donors, with incorporation or reduction of molecular oxygen
Source: RefSeq, a predicted model, not a curated record